This is a messenger RNA of Syngnathus typhle (broad-nosed pipefish), 4273 nucleotides long. RefSeq names its product forkhead box M1 (gene foxm1). The record is from RefSeq and is a predicted model, not a curated record. NCBI's taxonomy places the organism in Eukaryota, Metazoa, Chordata, Actinopteri, Syngnathiformes, Syngnathidae. The coding region runs from base 559 to 2484 and encodes 641 amino acids. The transcript is spliced from 10 exons. Gene Ontology annotation, biological process: regulation of DNA-templated transcription; G2/M transition of mitotic cell cycle. Gene Ontology annotation, molecular function: sequence-specific DNA binding; DNA-binding transcription factor activity.
CUUCCGGUUACGUCCGGUUUCACAUCUGAUUGGCCAGCUAUGAGCGGCUACCAUUGGUUGGUUUUCAAUCCAUGUGACCAGAGAGGUCCCGAGCGGCGCCAAAAUUCAAAAUUACGUCUACGAAAGGGGACAUUUGGAGUCAAAUCACUUUUAUUUAAUCUUCUGUCUCGGUGUGGGGAUUAGCUGCAAUUGUAUUUUCUUUAAAUGUGUAAUUUUCUAGUUGGGCUGUAGUUCGGCUGCCGUUUCGAGACAACCACGCCCUGGUUACAUCCGAUUGGCCAACACUUUGUUUACCCCCACACCAUUGGGUGGUUGGGCUAGUUGUCUAGACACGUGACGAGAGCCACGACCGGAGCACCCCAGCGCCGAAAUUCAAAAUACGCUUAUUGUUAAAAAUGAAUUUAUUGGCUUCUUGUUGAAAACAUCAAAGUGAGUUUGUGAAAUUUUGUUUUAUUACUUCAUUACAACCAAUUCCACAAGAAAAUAUCCACCCAAGAGACGCGACCGUCACUGUAAUGUGAAGCAUAUCUGUGGGACAUUUUGUGCAACUGGUUGACCAUGAGACGGAGCCCAAGGAGACCCCUGAUUCUUAAAAGACGCAAGCUUCCCUUUCAGCAGAGCGAGCCUCCCGCGAGCCAGGAUGCAUCAGUGCCUCAAGGGAGCUCAUCCGCUUGUCAGUCCUUCCCAGACGGCGUGCGCAUCCUGGAUCACCCCCACCUCCCCGGCACACAGGUGGUGGUCAUUCCCAAGACGGCCGAGCUGCGCAGUGUCAUUGAGGCACUGACAGUUAAAGGCAAGGAGCACGGCGCCCAAGGGCCCAACAAGUUCAUCCUCCUGGGCGAAAGCGGCAGCCUGGACUCAGGCUGGCUGGACAAGAUGGACCGGGACUCCGGUUUUUCAGGGAGCGCGCUGGGACAAUUGUCUCAGAGCUCCGUAUUCACCGGAGUUAAACAACGGAAAAAGGAAGAUGAGGACGGCCGUUUCAACAACAGCCUCACCAACAUUGAGUGGUUGGAAAGGUGCGAUGCUCUGCUGUCGGGGCCCGGCCAUGACAAGUCCGAUAAGGAGAACCAGACUGCGGUAGCCGUGUUGGAAGAAGCAACGCCCCCUGUGCGUGAAGCAGCGUGUGGCUCACCACCUGAGCAAUCCGGGGACUGCCCGCAAGGCGAUACGGCCAUGAAGCCGCCCUUCUCCUACAUGACCAUGAUCCAGUUUGCCAUCAACAGUACUAAGGACGGCCUCAUGACCUUGAAGGAGAUCUACACUUGGCUCGAGCACCACUUUGACUUCUUCAGGGAUGAGAAAAGGCAGGGCUGGAAGAAUUCAGUCCGCCAUAACCUCUCCCUGCAUAAAAUGUUCCUCCGAAAGACGUCGCCUGACAAGAAAGUUUCCUUUUGGACCAUUCGUCCGGAGGCCAAUCGAGGACUCACGCUGGAUCAGGUGUACACGCCCGGAUGUAACCCCGUGGCAGCUUCUUUUGCCCUACCUGCUGCGUCAUCGCCUCGCCAACAGAAAACACCUCCUGUGUCCAAGAAAGCACAUACUGGCUCUGGUUCAACAAAGCGGAUGAAACCGAUUCUCCCCCAAAUGUCCCCCUUCCCGGUCCCCAUCCAGCUCACCCUCGGCGCUUCCAUUUGUCUGGCUUCUUCCUCCACGCCGGGCCCUCCCGCUCCUGCUCCUGCUCCUGCUCCUGCUCCUGCUCCUGCUCCUGCUCCUGCUCCUGCUCCUGCUCCUGCUCCUGCUCCUGCUCCUGCUCCUGCUCCUGCUCCUGCUCCUGCUCCCGCUCGCCACGCCGACGGCAGCCCCUGCAAAGCCAAAAGGCGCAGAAACAUUCCAAAGGUGGCGCUGUUGAGGGAUGCGGCUCAUCGGGCGAAGGCACCGAAAGCAGAAAUGAGGGAGGAAGGGUCGUGCGUGACCCCCAAGCGUGGGAGCCCCAUGACGCUCGCCCGCAGACGGCAAGCCGGCAGCUCCAGACGGAAGCAGCGUCUGGUGCGCAAGCAGCACGAGGAACCGCUGCUGCUCUACACACAGACCUCGGACUUGGACUCCAGUGUGGUUGACGAGCCGGAGCUCCAGGAGGGGCGGCUUCACUCCUACAAGACCCCCAUCAAAGCGGGCCGGCGCCUGGCGUCCUCCACGCCCAGCAAGCCGCUGGCCGAGCUCGCCGGUCAGAGCGCGCUGGACUUCAGCCCCAUCCGCACGCCCCUGCGCGACCACGCCGCCUUUAGCUUGAGCCCCACCCCCUUCAAGGACUGGGCCCUCUUCCCGGACACCGGCAUGGCCUGCUCCGGAGAGCCGCUUCUGGCCGGCGGCGGCGGAGGCAGCCCGCCCGCCAACCGCUCACUCAGCGAGGGCCUGGUGCUGGACACCACCAACGACAGCCUGAGUAAGAUCCUGGUGGACUUCAGCUUCAGCCUGGACGACAUGCACGAGCUGGGCUUGUCUGACGUCAGCCUGUCGGAGCUCAUGCCGCAGCUGGCGUAGUCCGCUCACAUGCGGACCCACCCCACUGGAGUUUUUGUGUGCUUGUUUCUGCAGCUGCCUGACAGCGCUCCAAAUCACUUUUGGACUUCUUCCCCCCCCGCCCCCUUUGACCUACUUAUUCACUGACACUUUUGGUUUGUUCAGCCUUCAGAAAAAUACCCUUGUUAAUUUGCACAUGUUGUUAUUUAAUUUUGAGAGUCCUAUGUUACGCGGAGAAAUACUUCCAGCGGUUCGUACAGAUGCUAUUAGCGGUUGAUUAGCAAUAAGCUACUUGACGGAUUAAAAAAGAAAGCACUACUUGGUAUUCGAGCAGCAAUAUAAGACUGUUAGUAUUCAAGAGCCUCCUGUUCCCGUGGCGUCGUUAUCGGUCCAAUAAAUAGGUUGCUGUUGCAGCCUCUAAAGAAAAAGUUUCGCGCUCAACUUUAUUUCAGCCUUUGGAUUAGGUGAAAGGAAGGCUGGACAAAUAUUGUCUUCGACAAUUGUCACUUGAUGGGUUGGGCGGCAGGUUGGCCUUUGUCCUCAGUAGGUCUUCACCUCCUGUUGGGCCACUUGGAGAAGGAUCUGAAUCUUUCUGCUGCACUUAUCUGAGGAAGGAAAAAAGUCGUCACCUUUUCCACUCUUUGAGUUGUGUUUGUGAAUGUCAACAACAUUUGUUUCAUUUUAUAAGAUGCAUUUGUAUUGUCACAUUUUUUUCCCCCCCGUCAUGUUUUUCUUGUUUAUUUCUCAAUUCUUUUUUCAAUUCAAUGUUUGGCACUUUAAAUGAUUUUUUUUCCCCCCAUUCUUUGUAUAUUUUCUAAAAUUCUCAGUUCUAACGUGGUGGGAUGUUUUUUUCGUUUUUAUUUUUUGGGGCGGUUGCAAACUUUUCUGUGGCGUUUUUCCAUUUGGCUUACCGUAAUUUUCGGACUAUAAGUCGUGGUUUUUUUUCAUAGUUUGGGUGGGGGGGGGCGACUUAUACUCAAGAGCGACAUAUAUAUGGGGUUUUUUUUCAUUUUUUUGGGCAUUUUAUGGCUGGUGCGACUUAUACUCCGGUGCGACUUAUAGUCCGAAAAUUACGGUACUUAUUUCGAUUUAGUUAUGACUGUCCCUCAACUUGUAUGUAAACUUUAUUUUUAUUUUUUCCCAAUAUGUUGAUUUAUGUCACUUUACAAAUAAUUUCUCUGAUCUCUAUGCGACUUCCCUUCGGUGUGAGUCGUGGAGGAGAUACCUAUGGCUAACAUUUUUUUUGUCGGCGUCAGGUGCGGGGACGCGACCCGACGCGACUCACUGAGCAAGCGUCUCCAUCUGGGCGGCAGUCGGGACCGACGUACGGUGGCGUAGUACACUGGAACGCCGGUCAACGUCAACACGCAGCUGAGUCCCGUGUUCCAGGGGUCCGAGUACAGCGACAAGCCCACGAUGAAGAAGCACACCGAGGUGAAGGUGAUGGCGAUGACCAGGGGGACCUGCCCGACGCCAUGGGUGAGUCGACCGCCACCACGGGGGAAUGAAUUGUCGGCGUUUCUCACCUUGAAAGGCCGAUGGAGCUGCGGGAAGCGGUGGCGGUGCACCAACAUCCCCAGCGUUGCCAAGGCGAUGAAGAACCAGCGUGCAAAGGAGGCCAAGCUGAUGAGGUGUUGGAUCUCCUCGAAACAAGACGGCUGGAAGCGGCGUGCGCCGGUGGAUGUGAAUCAUGGAGAAGAUGUGGGGCCACUGACCCUCUCUGGCCGCCACAAACAGCAUCCUUGGCACGAAAGCAACCAUCGGCAUCGGUAAGGCGCAUUUCCGAAUUUCCCCAUUAGACGUCAUGCCG